This is a messenger RNA of Fundulus heteroclitus (mummichog), 4260 nucleotides long. RefSeq names its product pre-B-cell leukemia homeobox 3b (gene pbx3b). Gene Ontology annotation, cellular component: nucleus. NCBI's taxonomy places the organism in Eukaryota, Metazoa, Chordata, Actinopteri, Cyprinodontiformes, Fundulidae. Gene Ontology annotation, molecular function: RNA polymerase II cis-regulatory region sequence-specific DNA binding; DNA-binding transcription factor activity, RNA polymerase II-specific. Gene Ontology annotation, biological process: eye development; neuron development; brain development. The record is from RefSeq and is a predicted model, not a curated record. Bases 1235 to 2701 code for a protein of 488 amino acids. The transcript is spliced from 11 exons.
UCUGCUGCGUCGCCUGGCUCGAACCGAGGCUCGCAAGCGGCUAUGCAGUUCUUCAUCAAACUGUGCAAAAACUCUCAUUAUGCAUUUGCCCGCGGUGCUGCGUAGCUAAAUCUUUAUCACUGCUAGAGAAUAUGCAUGUAGCUGCAGCGUGCACGCGUGAGGAAAGAGGAUACCCUGCCUGCAGCCGCUGCACGAAAGAGAGGGGACUCAGCCGUGCUUUCAUCAUUAUAAUCACCAUCCUAAGUGCUCGCUCUUAACAUUUUGUUUUUCGCUGUUCGGGCGAGAAGUGACAAGAGUGUAGACCCCUCCUCUGCAGGGCGGAGCGUGCAUUUUCAUUUCGGUAUUUUGUUUUUUUUUUUCCUUCCCUCUUUGCAUUUUUUUCCCCUUCCUACCCCUGUACCCUGCUCUGACACGUCUGCACUGAGUGAGUGGCAUUGGCACACUGUCAAUCGCUCACUAGCGCUGCCAUCAAACAACAUAAAACACACAGGCAGAGGCUGGAGCUCAUAAAUUUCAGCAGGGCAAGAUAUUUUUUGCGCAUCGCCUUUUAUACAACGUACUAUCCUAAUUAAUAUCGUCUCGCUGUUGCUUUUUUUUUUUCUCUUUCGCAACAACAACAAAAAAAAAAUCUCAACUUUUUUUCUAUAUUUCAUAUUUUUUUAUAGGAACAUUUGGACACCUUGUGCUGCCGGUUGUGUAUUUUUUUUUUAAAUACAGGGAACAUUUCUGCAUAUUUACCUGAGAUUUAGCCUGCAAUUUGUAAGAUUAUUAUUAUUUGUUUUACACGUUUCCACGUUGGAUAAUUUUCGCAAAGGUGGAUAAGGACAUUUUCAAGAGGAAAUGCGCCGGGGAUUCUGGUGAAGAGACCACCAAGGACCAUUUCUUGUCUACGCUACCGGUGUUAAAUCGCAGAGAGAGAGAGCGAAAAAAAGACAGAUCGGUGCGAGGAUUUGGAGCGGGGAUAUGAUGGAGCGUCAAUUUUGACGAAGUUUUAAGAAGAAGAAAGAUUUUUGUAUUUUUUAUUUUCCUUUUUCCCCCCACACAACAGUGCCGCGCGUUUUGGGCACUUUGGACCGCGCGUAAAAAGCGAGCAUCAAGAGGACUACUUCACGCUAAAAAUAUACCUGCUGUAGUUGUUGUUAUUGAAGAAACACGCUUCUUUAUUUCGCUGAACAAUCCCAGCGCGUUUGCAUCCAUCUAGUCUCUACGGCACAUGCUCUAGCCGAUUUCGUAUAUGAGUUUUUCAAUUUGUGUGGCUCAGUGCACAGACUCUUUAGCGGCUACCAUGGACGAUCAAGCCCGGAUCAUGCAGUCCAUCGGCGGCGUCAGUCUGGCCGGCCACUCGGUGCAGGGAGGCAUGCCGCUGCCGCCUCCGCACGGACACGACGGGACGGACGGGGACGGGAGGAAGCAAGACAUCGGUGACAUUCUGCAUCAGAUAAUGACCAUAACCGAUCAGAGUCUGGACGAGGCGCAAGCAAAAAACAGGAAACAUGGACUGAACUGUCACAGAAUGAAACCAGCACUCUUCAGCGUUCUCUGUGAAAUCAAAGAAAAGACAGGUCUCAGCAUCCGGGGCGCCCAGGAGGAGGACCCUCCAGACCCCCAGCUCAUGCGUUUAGACAACAUGCUGCUGGCGGAGGGAGUGGCAGGACCAGAGAAAGGUGGCGGGUCUGCGGCGGCGGCGGCUGCAGCCGCGGCCUCGGGCGGGGCAGCCGACAACUCCAUUGAACAUUCUGACUACAGAGCCAAACUCACGCAGAUCAGACAGAUCUACCACACAGAGCUUGAGAAGUACGAGCAGGCAUGUAACGAGUUCACCACCCAUGUGAUGAACCUGCUGAGGGAACAAUCCCGCACGCGGCCCAUCUCGCCCAAAGAGAUCGAGCGCAUGGUGGGAAUAAUCCACCGCAAGUUCAGCUCCAUCCAGAUGCAGCUGAAGCAAAGCACCUGCGAGGCUGUCAUGAUCCUGCGCUCCAGAUUCCUGGACGCCAGGCGAAAAAGGAGAAACUUCAGUAAGCAGGCGACAGAAAUUUUGAACGAAUAUUUCUACUCGCACCUCAGCAACCCUUACCCGAGCGAGGAGGCUAAGGAGGAGCUGGCCAAGAAGUGCAGCAUCACCGUUUCCCAGGGGGUGGGAAGCACCAUCACAGUAUCACAGGUAUCCAACUGGUUCGGCAACAAAAGGAUCCGGUACAAGAAAAACAUCGGCAAGUUUCAGGAAGAGGCCAACCUGUAUGCCGCCAAGACUGCCGUGAACGCGGCGCACGCUGCAGCCGCUGCAGUGCAGAACAGUCAGGCCAACUCCCCCACCACUCCCAACUCCGGAUUCCAGAUGAAAGAUGAAGAGUUUCAGCUGGAUUCUGCAGAGAGCAAAAACACUCUUUUAAGCAACAUGUUUACUGGUUCUUCAGGUUCUUUUAGCCUCCCAAACACUGGGGACAUGUUCUUGAGCAUGCAGAGUCUGAAUGGGGAAUCUUACCAAGGGGCACAAGUCGGAGCCAAUGUACAGUCACAGGUGGAUACCCUGCGCCAUGUUAUCAGUCAGACGGCAGGAUACAAUGAUGCUCUAGCAGGAAACACCAUGUAUAGCCCACAUGGCCUAAAUGCUAAUGGAGGAUGGCAAGGUGCAAGGACUCCAUGUUCUGUGAUCUCUCCCACGGAAGGACCUGGAAGUGUGCACUCGGACACCUCAAACUGAAAAAUGCAUCUUCCCCCUGCAGCGCAGCAUGGACUUCAUUUCCUGUAAAACAGAAGAGGAAUUUAAAACAUAAAAAAAAAUAAUAAUAAUUUUCCCUUAAGAUUUCCUGCGACCGCAGUGCACACAUGCACAUGGCAUCCUCCAUUAUGGACACCAAGUGUUUCCUGAUCGCUUAGUGUUUUCUUCCAUGAAUCCACUGUAAUCGCCAUGCUUUUUACUCGUUUGUUGUGGCGGCAAACACAAAGACAUGUACAAAUACAAACGGCCCUCCAACAUCACCAUGCAAACUAUCAGGAUAAUUAUCUCCGGGCUCUGCUCAAAAAUAACCGGGUGACAUUUUAAACGCCCGUUUGUUUGAUUCUCGUUUGAUUGCCGCUCUCCAUUUUUGAUAAUUGAGCUCUCUCCUUCCUUUUUCUUUCAAUUAAUGCAGCUGUUUCUUUGACUCUAAUGCGCUUGCAGCCCUGUCCGGCGACUCAACAAUGCUCUCGCUGACAGCUCGGUGGCAGCUUUGCGGUUACUUUUCAAGAUUUAUUUUUGUCUCACAGCUGUGUACAUGAGUGCGGGAAAAUGACUAUUCAAACUAUGGAACAUAAAGAAGCGUAAUUGAUGACUUGACUAAAACGUGACACGGUUCCAUAUUUUAUAAUUUGACAUUUUGUUGUACAUAUGUAAACAUUUCUUUUGUACUGCUUAUGGAAUCAACAAAGCUCCCCCCGCAGUAGAUCAUCCUGACACGGCACACGGGAGCCCGCCCCAUUACGCUGGAAAAGUUGUACAUAAUAUAGCUUAAGAGUAAUUAAACAUCCAACCAAUCAAUUCGCCGCUUUCUUACCUCAUUCAUAGAAACCAGUCAUUUUCAACACAUUGGUAGCUUAGAGUGCUCACUUACUACCUCUAAACAAUAUCACCAACAUAAUGUCUUUCUUUUCUUUUUCUUUCUGGUCUAUAUUUGAUGGUUUAAGCCACUUCUUUUGAUUACAUCUCCCAACAGUGUAAACUCUUCAUUCUCUAUGUAAUCUAAUGUAUAUUUUAAUCUUUUAAUAAAAUGGUGUUGCUGUGCUGCAACUCAAAAUAAAAAAAAAUAAAAAAAUAACAAUAUUAACACAAUGGGGAAACACAGACAGGGAUAGGGGCGAAGGAAUUGUUGGUUAAUGGCUUUUAUCGAGGGGGGUGAUAAACACCAAACAGUAAAACUGUUGUAAAUACCGAAGGGGAAAAAAAAACAUUUUGAAUGUUGCUCAUCUUGUUACUAAACCGUUCAGAAAAAAAGAAAAAAAAAAAUCACUAUAAAAAGUGUAAUGCAUAGAGGUUUCAGUAUUCAGAACUGCACAUUUUCAGCUCUGUUCAACAGGGUUCAAGACUUAUUUUUCUCUUUUUUUCUAUUGUAUGUGAUUCUGAAACUGAAAAAAAAGUCAUGACAAAUGAUUUGUGGCAGUGAUUCUAAUGUAUUAAAGAUGUUUAGUGUUACUUUCUAACCAGACUACACCCUGGACAGAAAAGUCUUCCUUGUGGUAGUUGUGUAAUUUCAAACAUGAAUAAACAUUUUUGCUUUAAUGACA